GCCUUUCCCGCGUGCUGACUCCAGGGCCCCCAACCCUCGGCUCCUUGCCCCUCAGCACCUUCCGCGCCCUGCAGCAGCUGCUCGGGCUGCUGCAACCCGCGCUGCCGCGGGGACUGCAGCCCCCGGACCGCUCCUGGGCGCUCUCCAGCCCCGCCCCUCCUGCACCCUUCAGGCGCCCCCCCCUCCGGACCCCGCCUGCCUACAGUCCUGUCUCCACCCUGCUCAGAGAUUCACUCUGCACCCUACCCUUAGGUCCCACGCGCCGGGCACUCUAGACCCUCCCUUAGCCCUGCAGCUCCAACCCCGCUGCGGUGCCCGGGUGUGGGGGGAUGUUUGGUGCCCGGCCCCGCCCCCCCGCUAAUGCUGCUUCCAGGAUCCCAGCCCCGCAGCUGGGCAGUGCUGCAGUACCCCCAGCCCUUCCCCCCAUCCCUGCAGUGGUCCCGGGAGCCGCGCGCUGCAGCCGCAGCAUCCCCCUCCCCUCGGCACUGAGCUGGCCGCUGCUGCAGCCCUAACCCCCACCACCACUACCACCCGCGACGCGAAGCCCGGCCACUGCAGCCCCCGCCCUACUCGCCCCCCUAGACCUUUCCAGAGCCCGGGAAUGCGAGCUCCCAUUUGGCGGGGAACGUAGAGGAAAAUAUCAUGGGGAAGGGGAGCUAUUGAUGUCAGACUCAGAACUGUGCCCUCUUCCCCAAAGGCUGUCAAUUGAGCCGGGUUGCGGUGGGAUGAAGCCGGGGUGCUUUCUCUGUGGUCCGCAGGUGUGUGAAGAAAACCUCCACGCAGGAGUAUGCAGCAAAAAUCAUCAACACCAAGAAGUUGUCAGCCCGAGAUCACCAAAAACUAGAACGUGAGGCUCGGAUAUGCCGACUUCUGAAACAUCCAAAUAUUGGGUUACUGGCGGGGAGCUGUUUGAAGACAUUGUGGCUAGAGAAUACUACAGUGAAGCAGAUGCCAGCCACUGUAUACAUCAGAUUCUGGAGAGUGUUAACCACAUCCACCAGCAUGACAUUGUCCAUCGGGACCUGAAGCCUGAGAACUUGCUGCUGGCAAGUAAAUGCAAGGGUGCUGCCGUCAAGCUGGCUGAUUUUGGCCUCGCCAUCGAAGUGCAAGGAGAGCAGCAGGCUUGGUUUGGUUUUGCGGGCACCCCAGGUUACUUGUCCCCUGAGGUCUUGAGGAAAGAUCCCUAUGGAAAACCUGUGGAUAUCUGGGCCUGCGGGGUCAUCCUGUAUAUCCUCCUGGUGGGCUACCCUCCCUUCUGGGAUGAGGAUCAGCACAAGCUGUAUCAGCAGAUCAAGGCUGGAGCGUACGAUUUCCCAUCACCAGAAUGGGACACAGUGACUCCUGAAGCCAAGAACUUGAUCAACCAGAUGCUGACCAUAAACCCAGCAAAACGCAUCACGGCUGACCAGGCUCUGAAGCAUCCAUGGGUCUGUCAACGAUCCACGGUAGCCUCCAUGAUGCACCGCCAAGAGACUGUGGAGUGUUUGCGCAAAUUCAAUGCCCGGAGAAAACUGAAGGGUGCCAUCCUCACGACCAUGCUUGUCUCCAGGAACUUCUCAGUUGGCAGGCAGAGCUCCGCCCCCGCCUCGCCUGCCGCGAGCGCCGCCAGCCUGGCCGGGCAAGCUGCCAAAAGCCUAUUGAACAAGAAGUCGGAUGGAGGUGUCAAGAAAAGGAAGUCGAGUUCCAGCGUGCACCUAAUGCCACAGAGCAACAACAAAAACAGUCUCGUAAGCCCAGCCCAAGAGCCCGCGCCCUUGCAGACGGCCAUGGAGCCACAAACCACCGUGGUGCACAAUGCUACAGAUGGGAUCAAGGUGAGUGAGUGGUUCCUGAGCCAGUCUCCUGCUUUCCAGAUUAGCAAGAGACAGGUGGGCUGGGUACAGGGUCUAAUGCCAGUGGCCACCUACAGCCUGCACCCUGAUGCUGAGAUGUUUACAGAGGCUGGGUCGGAGGUAACGUAUGUCUGUUAGUUUCUUUAUUCUGAAGAAGGGCAAACCUUAGCAACUCUGAGCCCAGGCUCUGCAGUCCAACAGACCUGUCUCUAGACCUCUGGGCAAGUCCCUCAGUUUUCUUAUCUGUAAAGGGGCAUUGUAAUAAUAAUAGAAUUUUCCUCCAAGAGUGGUGAACCUAAGUGAGAAAAAAUGUUAGCCAAAAAGAAAACAGGGCUGGGGAUGU
This is a messenger RNA of Ictidomys tridecemlineatus (thirteen-lined ground squirrel), 2175 nucleotides long. The record is from RefSeq and is a predicted model, not a curated record. Lineage: Eukaryota; Metazoa; Chordata; Mammalia; Rodentia; Sciuridae.